Trichoderma virens Gv29-8 is the source of this 1080-nucleotide messenger RNA. RefSeq lists its product as uncharacterized. Gene Ontology annotation, molecular function: L-serine ammonia-lyase activity; pyridoxal phosphate binding; threonine deaminase activity. NCBI's taxonomy places the organism in Eukaryota, Fungi, Ascomycota, Sordariomycetes, Hypocreales, Hypocreaceae. Bases 1 to 1080 code for a protein of 359 amino acids. Gene Ontology annotation, biological process: L-threonine catabolic process; L-serine catabolic process. The record is from RefSeq and is a predicted model, not a curated record. The transcript is spliced from 2 exons.
AUGGGGUCAGAAAUUCACACAAAGAUCCCCUACAUCGAGACGCCACUCAUCAAAUCACACACUCUCUCAGAAGUAGCUGGCUGCAAUGUCUUCCUCAAGCUGGAGAACCUCCAGCCCUCAGGGUCCUUCAAGUCUCGUGGCAUAGGCAAUUACAUGGUGGCCAAGCUUGCCGCUCAAGGAGCAGACACUUCCAAGGUCCAUUUCUAUUGCUCGUCUGGAGGCAACGCCGGGUUGGCUUGUGUCCACGCCGCCAUCACCUUGGGGUGCCGGGCCACCAUUGUCGUCCCGCUAUCGACAUCGGCUUACAUGAUUGACAAGCUGCGGCAGGCCGGUGCGACAGACGUUGUUCAAAAGGGGGCCUCGUGGCAAGAAGCAGAUGACUACUUGACUGGCACUCUCAUGGAGGAAGCCCGUUCCAAGGGAGAUGUUGCCAUCUAUGUGCCUCCAUUCAAUGCCCAGGAGAUUUGGGACGGCGCCGCGGGCAUCUCGCACGAGAUAGCAAGGCAAAUCCCCACCAUGACUAAACAUUACCCGGUGUCCAUUGAUGGCGUAUCAGAUGAUGAUGCCACGGCACGCAUAGGCAAUGUCGAUGCUAUUAUCUGCAGUGUCGGCGGAGGUGGCCUCUUGUCCGGUGUCGUCCAGGGUCUCGAUGACCUCUCCAUGCAACAGACUCGAGUCAUUGCCGUUGAAACACUCGGAGCAGACUCGCUCCAUCAGGCGGUCCAAAAGGGCGAGCUGAUUACUUUACCCGCCAUCACUAGCCUUGCCACCACCCUGGGCGCGAGAAGGGUCUGCCAAAGGGCCUUCGAGUACGGCCUCCGUGAGCAGGUCUCAACUGUGGUGCUCUCCGAUGCCGAAGCUAUUGCCGCCUGUAAGCGGUUCGCUAGCGAGGAGCGCUUCCUCGUCGAGUUGUCGUGUGGAGUCGUUCCCGCAGUGGUGUACAGCGGCCGGAUGAAGGAGUUGAUUCCCGGACUCAACAAGAAUAGUGUGGUCGUGCUUGUGAUAUGUGGUGGAUGCAAUAUUUCGUACGAAAUACUUGAGCAAUACAUCGCAAGCCAAUCAUCGGCAACCACAAGCUGA